Messenger RNA from Sorex fumeus (smoky shrew), 960 nucleotides. Its product is annotated as olfactory receptor 5V1-like. Gene Ontology annotation, cellular component: membrane. Lineage: Eukaryota; Metazoa; Chordata; Mammalia; Eulipotyphla; Soricidae. The transcript has a single exon. Gene Ontology annotation, molecular function: G protein-coupled receptor activity; olfactory receptor activity. The record is from RefSeq and is a predicted model, not a curated record. Gene Ontology annotation, biological process: G protein-coupled receptor signaling pathway. The coding region runs from base 1 to 960 and encodes 319 amino acids.
AUGACACCAGCUAAAAUGAGUAACCAAACAUUUGUCACUGAACUCAUCUUCUUGGGAUUUUCCAACCAUUCCAACCUACGGGGCCUGUUCUUCCUGAUUUUUCUGGUCAUUUACUUGAUAACUCUCCUGGGUAACAUGCUCAUAAUAACAGCCACGAAAAUCAGUCCUGUUCUCCACACUCCGAUGUACUAUUUCCUUAGCAACUUGAGUUUCUUGGAUAUCUGUUAUACAUCUACCACCAUUCCUGUCAUGCUGGUGAAUUUCUUCCGGGAGAAGAAGACUAUCUCCUAUGGUGGCUGCCUCUCCCAGAUCUUCUUCCUUGUAACCUGUGCUGGCGCCGAAUGUGUCUUAUUGGCAGCUAUGGCUUAUGACCGCUAUGUCGCCAUUUGUCACCCUCUUCGGUAUCCAAUCCUCAUGAGUGUGAAGGUGUGUGUCUGUUUGGUGAUUGGGUCCUGGCUGUGUGGCUUGGUGAAUUCUGUGACACACACAGCAUUGGCAGCCACACUCACGUUGUGUGGGCCCAAUCAGAUCAGCCACUUUCUCUGUGACAUCCCACUGAUCCUGAAGCUCUCCUGCUCAGACACCUCUCUCAAUGAAUCUGUGCUCCAUGUGGCCAGUGCCACCAUUGGCCUGAGUCCCUGCCUGUUUACUGCAGCAUCCUACACACUCAUCAUUGCUGCCAUCCUCAGGAUUCCUUCUGCUCAGGGCAGGAGCAAGGCCUUCUCGACCUGUGCCUCCCACCUCACCGUGGUGGUGGUGUUUUAUGGGACAGCCAACUUCAACUAUGACAAACCCAGCGAAGGCUACUCCCUGGACGUGGACAUCUUGGUAUCUGUAUUGUUCUGUGUUAUGACCCCCAUGUUAAACCCCAUUAUCUACAGUCUGAGAAACAAGGAGGUCAAAGGUGCCCUGAAGAAGCUCUCAGGGCUGUGUGUAUUUCCUGGAAGUAGUCAUGCCUAG